AUGCCGACCGGGUUGAGUUUCGCAUCUCCCAGUCAAUCUGGCGACGAAUUCAGUACAGAAGUCAACUCUCCCUUAGGGACGUCAUGGACGUCACAGUUUGACGAUUCAACAAUGGCUACCUCAGGGACAACCACUGAUCCAGCACCCAAUACCCCUGCCCCAGCCCCGGUUGACGAUAUCACUCCGUAUCAGCGGAUGAUAUCUGCGACCGCCGGCAAUAUUUUGACUGGAUUACUAGUAACACCCUUGGAUGUUGUACGGGUCCGUUUACAGUCGCAAUCCCAAAUCCAAAAUACCUCACCAUUCACAUCCCAUACCACACAAACCUUGAAAAACCUCCCUCCUAGCCUCGGCAUAACUUCCUGCUGUCGCGAAGUCUUCUGGGUUGGAAAUGAUGCGCAGAUCUGCAUGCUAGGGCCUCAGGCUGCUGCAGUUGGAACACAUCCACACCCAGCGAUCGAUUGUGCGGUCGAGGAAUCACAGCGACGAACAUUCACAUCGACUUUAGACGGGCUACGGAAGAUCGCGCGCAAUGAAGGAACACUGACACUGUGGCGAGGGCUGAGCCCAACUCUGAUGAUGGGAAUCCCAGCAAAUGUCAUUUAUUUUGCUGGAUACGACUGGCUGCGCACAGACGACCGGAGUAUCAUCAAACAACGCGUUCCCGCGGGCUAUGCGCCCUUGAUCGCAGGCUCCGUUGCCCGAGUCGCAGCCGCUGCCGCAACCAGUCCGCUCGAGAUGUUCCGCACUAGACUUCAAGCGACGCCGGGGACGGGUGCGAAUCAUUUCAAGAACACUAUUCAAGAUCUUUAUCACAUGACUCAGGCGAAAGGUUACAGUUCACUCUGGCGGGGGUUCACUCUUACCAUGUGGCGCGAUGUCCCCUUCUCGGGUCUUUAUUGGUGGGGAUACGAGGAAGUGAAGAAGGUUUUGAUCGCGACCCGCAAGCAGGCCCAGCAUCUCGCAGGACCAGAGGAAGAAACAACAACCCAGGCUUUCCUCGAUAGCUUUACAUCUGGAGCCGUCUCUGGAUCUUUGGCGGCGCUUGUUACUACACCGUUUGAUGUUGGCAAAACGCGUCAGCAAGUAUUCCGACAUAUGGACGACCAUGUGCCCACAGGCCCCCCUCCCCGCACGGCGCUACCCCCGGGCGUCUUGGCGCCAGAGCAGCUCUCUCUGCCAAAAUUCCUCAUGCACAUUUUCCGUGAAGAAGGUACCGCAGGUCUAUUCCGUGGUUGGACAGCACGAUGUCUUAAAGUUGCCCCAGCCUGCGCCAUCAUGAUUUCAACCUAUGAACUUGGCAAGCGUAUGGCGCGGGAGGUGAACGGACGGCGACAUGACGCUUAA
Molecule: messenger RNA, 1347 nt
Organism: Penicillium soppii
Lineage: Eukaryota; Fungi; Ascomycota; Eurotiomycetes; Eurotiales; Aspergillaceae
Product: putative mitochondrial carrier protein
Exons: 2
Coding region: 1-1347 (448 amino acids)
Biological process (GO): mitochondrial transmembrane transport
Source: RefSeq, a predicted model, not a curated record